This is a messenger RNA of Bursaphelenchus xylophilus (pine wood nematode), 2398 nucleotides long. The record is from the annotation of a GenBank genome assembly. NCBI's taxonomy places the organism in Eukaryota, Metazoa, Nematoda, Chromadorea, Rhabditida, Aphelenchoididae.
AUGCCGGAGGCAAUAUUUUGCUAUAGCGGUGAGAUUUGUUAAUCAAUUUAUUGAUGUAUGAAGCAUGAUUGUCGUAUUUUACAAGUAAUAUUUUAGGAGUAAAACAGGCCGAGAAUUGGACAGAACCCUUCAGACCCCGAGAAUGCGCAGAGGAAUUUACUUGGUGUAUCGUUUCGAAGAACCAUAAUUUGACUGGAAACGCGGACGUUACACUGUAGUAGGUUUGCAAAAGAUUAGAACAUAGAAAUUGAGCCCAACCCAAAUUCGCGGGGAUUUGUGAGAGAUAUGGGGUUUUAGGUCACCUAUUUUCCUUUAUGAACCCUAAAAAUUUUUAUAGAAAAUGCUGUCAGAGAUCUUGUUGAGUGGUAUAUGCAAAUUUGCAAGGUUCUCAAAGUACGAUGGGCAGAUUUUCUCAAAAUUUUGUGUCCAACCCACAUUUAAACUUAUAAAAAUUUUAGCUUGCCCUUUGAAGGGGAAGCAGAGAUAUUCAACGACCUCUUAACGAGAGACUACGGGAAAUUCGGAGAGAAAUCAGAGAUAAACCCGUUUUGGCCGAUAUAAUGCCAAUGUGAAAUGAAAAAAUGGAUUUUUAAUCGAACGUAAAAAUAUGUAGGACAGAAGCGUUCAUGCCAAGACUGGCCAUAAAAGUUUUUGGAUCUUAUAAUCAAAAUUACUCAAACUUUAACCGCCAAUAUUUCGGCAAAAAUGGAAAUGCCUUCUAAAAUCGCCCUCCCAAUUCAAGCUUACAGGGGAAGUACUCCAAGUGCGACGCUCAGAUUUUGAUGAAACUUGGCACAAAUUUAGAAAAAUUUUUUCUAAUAAGAUAUAUGCGAGGAUCCUAGCUCGCGCUUUGCAGAAACAACCGAGAUUUUUAGAUCGAAAGUCGGCCAAAAUUUAGGACUUUUUGCCGAAUUUGGGCACGAAAAGUUUCAUGCCUAUUUCUACCGUAAAGGAUAAUGUUUCUACAAAAAGUCAAAUUUUUCCGCACGAAACCGCCAAAGUUAUGGCCAAAAAGCGUUUUUCUCUCUGACCGCUCUCCACGUUUAGCGUGCCCUCUCGGCGACGAAAAUCGUUCAAUAUCUCGGCGGCGCCUGCAAAGCGCGACCUAAAACUUUCAGGAAUUGAUAUUUAGUCCAUACCCGGCGUGUGUGCAAAAUUUAAAGAAAAUCUGAGCGUCGCACUUGGAGUACUUCCCCUGUAAAAUCGCCCUCCAAAUUCAAGCUUAGUGUUAGCCAAAUGAGUUCAUAAAACUCCUGAAACUUGCCGAUUACGUUACUAGAACCUCUGUACAACGAAUUGCACGGGACAAAAAAAUCAAAACCCAUUGAAGGGUUUCGUUUUAGGAAGGUUUAUUUUGGCCUAAAAUCGACUCUAUGGACCAACUUUGAACCUGUUUGUUUAGAAGGAGGGCUUGUUAUUCUGGAAAAUUUUAUAAAUUCACAAUAUAUUUUCAGUGGCUGCGCAACGCACGACGACUGCCAACUGGCGAUAAAAGAGUUCCCUAGUAAGCAAAACGAGGGUCCCAAGGCUCCACGACGCCGAAAUAACAAAGGAAUGGGCUUUUUUACGUCGCAUGGAACAAAAGCGGCGGCCGAUACGUGUUGCCAAACCGAUUUAUGCAACUCUUCUUGGCGUUUGAGGUCAAAUGUGAGCCUAAUUUUCUUUUUUAUUGUGUUUUCAUUACUUUUGAAGGUAGUUAAGUGAAUAAAUUGGAUAUAAAUUUUUCUCUUUUUACUCCAACUUUGUUUUACAAUCAAAUUUAUGUCAAAUCAAUACAAAAUGGGAAUGUUUCAUAUAAAGUUGUUAUAGGAGUAAAAAAUCAGACCAAAAAAUUUAAAUGUACAUGUCUCUAAGACGUCUUGAACUUUCACAAUUUAAAGAUUUAUAAAGUACAGUAACCCGGAAAAGACCGACGAAAAAAAUAAAAAAUCAAAAAAAACUCUUGAAAUUACAAAGCAAUCAAUCUACAGUGGAAUUUUGGAAGGGAAAAUGCAUGGAUAACAAAAUUUUCAGACAAAAAUUUUAACAAGGAAAGUUCUUCUAUGGGGUAUGGAGUUAUAGGUCGAUACACAUAUCAAAAAAAUGGCAAAAGUUUUCUGAUUCAGAAUAUGUAAAAAUUAGCUGCCAAAUUUUGGUUUGCAAGGGCGAAAAAAAUCCUCAGAACUUCUUGUAACACCACGCAAAUGCUUUUUUGGUCAAGUUUUUACCAAUUCAAAAGUUUUGUUUUGAGCGAAAAAUUAAACCCUGGCAUCUUGACAAGCCUUAAAAUAUCAAAUUUGAUUCAUACUACAUCUUUUUCAAAUUAGAACUACUAUUAAGGUGUAGUAUUAAUCCAAUUUGAUAUUUUAAGGCUUGUCAAGAUGCCUGGGUUCACUUUAGCUCAAGACAAAACUUCUGA